AACUCAUUAAGACGUGUGGCUACGUCACAAAUCAUAUGUCGUAAACCCAUGCGAGAAGUAUGGUUUAUGACGAAGCUAAUUAACGUUGUUCUUAUUGUCAAUUUAUUGAGUUUUUAAGUUUUUGGAACGCUGUUUCUUAGAAAGACUAAUAAGAAAUGUUUCGCAUAACAUCAAGAAAGGCUGGCAAUAUUGCCAAGAAUGGAAACAGUAUUCGACUAUUCAGUGUUGCUUGCAUCAAUCAUGAAAAGAUUGCUAUGAGUCGUCUUGAACCACACACUGAUCUCAGCCAAAACUAUCGAACAUUAGAUAAAAAUCUCAAAAUUGUCCGGGAAAGGUUGAAUCGACCAAUGACAUUGUCUGAGAAGAUCUUGUAUAGCCAUUUGGAUGAUCCUAUAAACCAGGAUAUUGAAGGCAUCCUAUCUCAAAUUACCAUGGCUGUAUUGCAGUUCAUAUCAAGUGGUUUAAGCAAGGUUGCUGUUCCAACCACCAUCCACUGUGAUCAUCUUAUCGAGGCUCAGGUUGGUGCAAGUGAGGAUCUUGCAAAGGCAAAAGACAUCAAUAGUGAGGUUUAUGGCUUCUUGGGCACUGCAUCGGCAAAGUAUGGCAUCGGCUUUUGGAAACCAGGAAGUGGCAUCAUACAUCAAAUUAUUCUUGAGAACUAUGCUUUUCCUGGUGCACUCUUGAUUGGCACAGACAGUCAUACGCCUAAUGGAGGUGGUCUAGGAGGGUUGUUUAUUGGUGUUGGUGGUGCAGAUGCUGUAGAUGUCAUGGCUGAUAUACCAUGGGAGUUAAAAUGUCCUAAGGUCAUUGGUGUGAAAUUAACAGGCAAACUUAGUGGAUGGACAUCGCCAAAAGACGUAAUUCUCAAAGUCGCAGACAUUCUUACUGUAAAAGGCGGAACUGGCGCAAUCGUUGAGUACCAUGGGCCUGGUGUCGACUCUAUUUCAUGUACAGGAAUGGGCACAAUUUGCAACAUGGGUGCUGAGAUUGGAGCAACAACUUCCGUGUUUCCUUUCAACUCUCGAAUGGCAGACUAUCUCAAAGCGACCGGCCGCGAGGCGAUUAGUGGCCUGGCGCAAAGUAACAUACAUGUGUUACAAGCGGACGAUGGUUGCGAGUAUGAUGAACUGAUUGAGAUCAAUCUCGACGAGCUUGAACCUCACGUUAAUGGUCCGUUCACGCCUGACUUGGGUACGCCUAUUUCCAAACUUGGGAAGGUUGCCGAAACGAACGGUUGGCCUUUGGAUGUCAAAGUUGCGUUAAUCGGUAGCUGUACAAACAGUAGCUACGAGGAUAUGACGCGAUCAGCAAGUAUUGCUCAACAGGCGUUGGAUCGCGGUAUUCGAGCCAAAUCAUUAUUUACUGUCACACCUGGUUCUGAACAGAUUAGAGCGACUAUCGAACGUGAUGAAGUGGCCAAAACGUUAAGAGACUUUGGAGGAACUGUGCUGGCGAAUGCUUGUGGUCCCUGUAUUGGUCAAUGGAACAGGUAUGGAUAUCAAAAAGGCGAAAAGAAUACCAUAGUUACGUCGUACAAUCGAAAUUUCACUGGAAGAAACGAUGCGAAUCCUGCAACACAUGCGUUCGUCGCUUCUCCAGAGAUUGUUACAGCCCUUGCUCUUGGUGGUAGCCUAAAGUUCAAUCCUCUAUCAGACUAUCUGGAGGGAGCCAACGGCGAAAAAUUUAAACUUGACGAUCCCAACGGUCAUGAGCUACCAACUCGUGGAUUUGAUCCUGGUGAAGAUACAUACCAACAUCCUCCGUCCGACUCCUCAGCGGUAAAAGUCAAUGUCGAUCCGAGCAGUAACCGUUUACAACUUCUACAGCCAUUUGACGCCUGGAAUGGCGAAGAUCUUGUUGGUCUGCCAAUUCUAAUAAAGAUCACUGGUAAAUGCACAACAGAUCACAUCAGUGCCGCUGGUCCGUGGUUAAAAUAUCGUGGACACUUGGAUAAUAUCUCCAACAACAUGUUCAUUGCGGCAGUGAAUGAGGAAAAUGGCGAAGCUAAUAAAGUUCGGAAUCAACUAAACGGAGAAUAUGGUGCCGUACCUGACACUGCCAGAUAUUAUAAGGCCAACGGUGUUAACUGGGUGGUUGUUGGUGAUGAGAACUACGGUGAAGGCAGCAGUCGUGAACAUGCUGCUCUUGAACCCAGACAUCUUGGUGGUAGAGCUGUAAUCGUCAAAAGCUUUGCAAGGAUACACGAGACAAAUCUUAAAAAACAAGGAAUGUUGCCUUUGACAUUUAAUAACCCAGCCGAUUAUGAUAAAAUCAAGCCAACAGACCGUAUAUCAAUUCUUGGCCUUAAAGAUUUUGCACCCGGAAAGCCUUUAACAUGUGAAGUAACACACGAGGACGGGAGCAAAGAACAAUUUCUACUGAAUCACACUUUUAACGACACUCAGAUCCAGUGGUUCAAAGCUGGCAGUGCACUAAACAACAUGGGAAAGGCGAAAUGAACUACAACUGACAUAUGAGAUGAUUUUUCAUCAAAGGCCUCAGCAAUUUUAUUUAUAUAAUUAUAUAUAUAUAUAUAUAUAUAAUUAAAGCUUGUCAUAAAUUGCUAGUUUUCUUGGUCCUCCGCACCUGAAAAUUCAUCAACGAUAUCUUUCAAUAAACUAAAAAGCAAUAAACACUCCGUAAA
This is a messenger RNA of Xenia sp. Carnegie-2017, 2644 nucleotides long. RefSeq names its product aconitate hydratase, mitochondrial-like. Gene Ontology annotation, biological process: tricarboxylic acid cycle. The transcript is spliced from 26 exons. Lineage: Eukaryota; Metazoa; Cnidaria; Anthozoa; Malacalcyonacea; Xeniidae. Gene Ontology annotation, cellular component: cytosol; mitochondrion. Bases 156 to 2459 code for a protein of 767 amino acids. The record is from RefSeq and is a predicted model, not a curated record. Gene Ontology annotation, molecular function: aconitate hydratase activity; 4 iron, 4 sulfur cluster binding.